AUGCAUAACUGCUUAUCCUACCUAUUUUUCAUUCCAGUUCCAUUUCGUGAUCGGGAUGCGGAGUUAUCACAGUUUGCUCCUCAUUUAACAAAAUUUCUGCGUCAGCAGUUAAUCGACCACAACAUUUUGGUUAUGAAUCAGACCGAUGGAUAUCGCUUCAAUCGUGCUUCUCUCAUUAAUGUGGGAUGGUUCGAGUCCGAUCGGAUGGGAUGUGACUAUAUGGUUAUGCAUGAUGUAGAUCUUCUCCCUCUUAAUCCACAGAUCAACUAUCACUUUCCUGGCGAUGGCAUUGUGAGGCACAUCUCUUCUCCACCGUAUCAUCCA
Messenger RNA from Strongylus vulgaris, 324 nucleotides. NCBI's taxonomy places the organism in Eukaryota, Metazoa, Nematoda, Chromadorea, Rhabditida, Strongylidae. The record is from the annotation of a GenBank genome assembly.